This is a messenger RNA of Aphanomyces astaci, 1022 nucleotides long. RefSeq lists its product as hypothetical. The coding region runs from base 56 to 787 and encodes 243 amino acids. The transcript is spliced from 3 exons. Lineage: Eukaryota; Oomycota; Saprolegniomycetes; Saprolegniales; Verrucalvaceae. The record is from RefSeq and is a predicted model, not a curated record.
CCCGACACUGCUCGGCGAAUUCAUUCUCCGUUUUCAAACCUAGUGCCAACUGUACAUGAGCGGGUCCGUUAUGAACGCAUGCAGCUGCAAGAAGCGCAAGUGUCCCCGAUGCUGCGAGCAGAUGCUCGUCCAGAACCUUUUCAAGGUGCUGGUAAAGCUCCCCGAGAAGAGCAUUGAGUUUCGAUGCGUCCGAGCGCUGCUCAGCGGCAGCUUUACCAACAUCAACUUGAACUCGACGUUGGCAUCGUGUGGGUACACGGUGAACAUUGCCCCCCACAGCUACGCUGCUGGUCGCCGAGACUUUUCGCUGCUUGAAAAGGGCCAUGGCUUGCAAAAGAACCCGAACUCGCCCUCUGGCCCCCGUCGCGGCCGCCGUGGCAUCUCGAAGGUGUUUCGCCAAGAAAUCGCGCGUUACUUCUCGCUCGGGCAAGCGUUGGAUGCGAAUCAAUGCUUGCUGUGGCUGAAGACCAACGUCUUGGACGAAUCGUCGUUCCCAACGGAAGAAGAGAUCCACCGCGUGCUGACCAACUUGAGUCAACCCAAGAUCAAGCGCGCGCCAGGCGAGGGCGAAGGCACGGAGCGCCGUGGCCGCAAGCCCAACCCCUACCGCAGCCAAGUGACGAUGUUCUUGCUGAACAACAAGAACGCCAACCCCAACGACUGCUACCAGUGGCUGCUGCAAAACUACGUCAACCCGGACCUCCCCCAGCCCGACCUCAAGCAAAUCAAGACGCUGAUCAACAACAUCAAGUCGAACCCGAACUUUCGAUCGCAAGCCAUGUACUAACCAACCUUCCUGAAUCGUCUUGUCUUUUGCUUGUACGUGUUCCUUGCUUGCGAUGUCCUCGCCAUGUGUCUCAUGUGGUUGUGACUUGUAGAAGUGUCCUCUUAUGAUCGACUAUCGUGUGCGUGCUGCUUGCUGUGUCGCCCGCCCCCCAUUGUGCUGUUGGUAUAUAUUGCCCGAUUGGACGAAAUGGGCGAUGCGAUGCGAAAUAAAUAUAAUAUAGUCGACUUUUUUCCGA